This is a messenger RNA of Candidula unifasciata, 609 nucleotides long. The record is from the annotation of a GenBank genome assembly. NCBI's taxonomy places the organism in Eukaryota, Metazoa, Mollusca, Gastropoda, Stylommatophora, Geomitridae.
AUGCACCCAAACAUUGUGACCUCUAACUCUGAGAUCCACUUCUAUGACAGAGACGAGAACUUCGCUAAAGGAUACAGCUGGUACAAGGCACAGAUGCCGCUAUCAUACAACAAUCAGAUCACCUUGGAGAAAACACCAUGUUACAUCUGGAGUGAAAGAGCGCUGAAUGAAAUUUACAAACUUAACAAGAAGACCAAACUGAUUGUUAUUUUCAAAGAUCCUGUUGCUCGUCUCGUCUCGAUGAAGCUUACCGUAAGAUUAAUAAUUUGCCCAUACUUUAAAUAUUUUCAGAUUCAUAUCUUGGAGGGCAGUGACUUUACGAAAGACCCAGCUACAGAAAUUACCAAACUUGAAACAUUUCUACAAGUUCCACAUUUUAUCACCGAAAAAAACUUUUAUUUCAAUACCACUAAAGGCUUUUUCUGUAUGCGACCCUUGCAUACUAGCAAAGGAAGUUGUCUGGGCGACAACAAGGGGAGACAAUAUCCCCGGUUGGAUCCAUUCGUGGAAAAGAGGUUAUACGAGUAUUAUCGAGAACACAACGAGCAACUUUUUCAGCUUCUUGGCCGAAGAUAUUCUUGGAAUGCGCCGGAUUACAUCCGAAGUUAA